Aplysia californica (California sea hare) is the source of this 568-nucleotide messenger RNA. Its product is annotated as schistosomin. Lineage: Eukaryota; Metazoa; Mollusca; Gastropoda; Aplysiida; Aplysiidae. The record is from RefSeq and is a predicted model, not a curated record. The transcript has 4 exons. Bases 94 to 396 code for a protein of 100 amino acids.
CUCGACAGCGCUUACUCUUCUGAGCUCUCACUGGGAAAGCUUUCUCCAAACCCUUCACAGUCGACGAAUCGCCAGCACUUCUUACUCUUCAAGAUGAUGAGACAACUGUUCGUCCUGGUCAUCGUGGCCGGAGCCGUGCUCGCCGACAACUACUGGUGCCCCAAGGCCGGCGAGGCUUUCGAGUGCUUCGAGUCGUCCCCCACAGAAAGGUUUUGUCUGACCAACGGACGCGAGACCGCUGUCAUCUGCUCCAAGUGCAAGAAGAAGUUCGACUUCUGCCGUAACGACUUCGUCAAAUCCAAGAGAGCCGACACUGACUGUGGAGCCGGUUGGGAAAGCACUCCCUGCACCCACGACAACUCACACGUGCCCGCUGUCUUCCCCGGGAAACUUUAAUAUGUGACUUAAGUCACCAGUACUUGACAAAAUGUUCUUUGUCAUCCACAGAAUAUGUGACUUAAGUCACCAGAACUUAUCCGGAGCAAUCUGGACUUUGGACCCCGUGACGGACUUACAGACUGCGGUGUAUAAACGUAUGAACAAGCAAUAAAUGAGUUGUGUCUGAUUC